AUGUCUAGUGUUAGAUUUUUUUUAUGUAUUUUUCUAGUUCUUUUUACAUUUAUUGAUAUAGUUAAACCAUUUAAAGGAAAUUAUGGAGAAGCAAAUUUUUCCUUUUUUCAAGCAACACCUGCUAGCCAUAUAGAAGAACCUCAAAAAACUGAAUCAACCGAUGCACAAUCAAACAUAACACAAAAUGAAGAAAUUAAUAAUACGAAACCAUUACAAGAAAAUAUAACUAAUAAUCAACAAAAUAGUAAUGAACAACAAAAUAAUAAUGAACAACAAAAUAAUAUUGAACAACAAAAUAAUAAUAUACAACAAAAUAAUAUCGAUACAUCCAUAUCUCAUGUUCCAAACGACACAAUUAAGAAUCCUAUAGAUAAUUCAAAUAUAAGCAAUUUAGAUAAAUCAAAUGAUACAAAUAAUGUAAUAAAACACGAAGAAAAUAAUCAAACGAAAGAAAAUAACCUAGAAACUAUUAAACAUACAGAACCACUAACUAAUCAAAAUACAAAUGAAGUUAAAAUAAACGAUCAUAAUGAACAUGAAAAAAAUACUGAAGAAAAUAAAAUAGAGGAGCAAUAUAAUAAUAUAAAUCAUCAUUCACAUGAUAUAAAUAAAAACCAAAGUAUUAAUAAUAAUAUGAAUAAUGAAAAUGCAGAUAAAAAUGUGCCACAUUUAGAUCAAAGUGCAAUGUCUAAUGAGAAACAUAUAAAUGAACACACAACUAACCAUCCUAUUGAAUCACACACUGGUGAAAAUAACCAUGAUAAAAUAAAUGAACCUAUUCCUAUUGAACAUGCUACCACUCCAACGAAUGAACCCAUUCCUAUUGAACAUGCAGCUACUCCAACGAAUGAACCUAUUCCUAUUGAACAUGCAGCUACUCCAACGAAUGAACCUAUUCAUAUUGAACAUGUAGCUACUCCAGCAAAUGAACCUACCCACAGUGAACAUGCUACCACCACAACAAAUGAACCUAUUCAUAUUGAACAUGCAGCUACUCCAACAAAUGAACAUAUCCAUAAUGAGCAUGCUACCACCACAACAAAUGAACCUACUCAUAAUGAACAUGCUGCCACCAUAACACAUGAACCUACCCAUAAUGAACAUACUACCACUCCAACAAAUGAACCUAUCCAUAAUGAACAUGCUACCACUCCAACGAAUGAACCUAUUCCUAUUGAACAUAUAGCUACUCCAGCAAAUGAACCUACUCAUAAUGAACAUGCUACCACCACAACGAAUGAACCUACUCAUAAUGAACAUACUACCACUCCAACAAAUGAACCUAUCCAUAAUGAACAUGCUACCACUCCAACGAAUGAACCUAUUCCUAUUGAACAUAUAGCUACUCCAGCAAAUGAACCUACUCAUAAUGAACAUGCUACCACCACAACGAAUGAACCUACUCAUAAUGAACACGCUACCACCACAACAAAUGAACCUACUCAUAAUGAACAUGCUACCACCACAACAAAUGAACCUAUCCAUAAUGAACAUGCUACCGCCACAACAAAUGAAUCUACGCAUAAUGAACAUGCUACCACCACAACAAAUGAACCUACCCAUAAUGAACAUUCUACGACUCCAACAAAUGAAUCUACUCAUAGUGAAAAUGCUACCACUUCAACAAAUGAACAACAUUCCCAUGAUCAAAAUACCGAAGUUCAUCCAAAUGACAAGCUAGCUCUUGUUCCGUUCCAAGGAAUAAAAAAUCCCAUUCCUUCAAAUGAAUCACAACCAAUUAUAAGUUUUCCAAACGAGGAUGAUAAUCAUGCGCAAAAUGAAGGUUCUAUAAACGCACCUUCUGAAGGGGAACACAAUAAUACAGAUAAUAAGGAAGGUCCCAUCAUUACACCAUUAGAAGGAGAACAAGCAGGUACUGCACACAAAGAAGACGUAACACAUAAACAUAUGGUAGGGGAACAUGUACCCCCUCAAAAAACACACCAUGGACCUAUCAUUACACCAGUAGGAGGAAAUCAUGUACCCCCUCAAACACAUCACGCACAUAUCAUUACACCAGUAGGAGGGGAACAUGCACAUGGGCAAGGAAAUAAUGAUACUACAUAUGUCACAAUGAACACAGAUGAAAGUAGCAGCAGCGAUACAAAAGGAGAACAUUCAAAUUUACGAUCUUAUAAUAAAAAUAUGAAUAAUAACCACGCGCAGCGUGAUCAAUAUGAUAGUGAUACGUUAAAUAGCGAAGGAUCCGAUGAUGCAUAUUCAAGUAUGCAACAGAACUUUGAGAAAAACGGAAUCGAUAGUUUUAAAGGGAAAGGGUUGCAUGUAUCUUUAAGAGAAAGAAUAAUAAUCGAAAUAAUGGAAAGUGCAAAGAAUGGAAUAGAUGGUUUAUUAAAAUUAAAAGAUAGUAAAGACAGUGGCAAAUUAUUCAUGGAAGCAUUAGAAAAGUUAAAUAUAAAUAUGAAGGACUUAAAAAAGGAUAAAAACUUAAUAUCAUUAGAGGUAUAUGAUAAAAUAUUAUCAACCAUGUUUAAAAUAUUAACCGAGAUGUCAUUUUAUGAAGAUUCCAAAUUUUAUGAAACCUUAGGUAUAAAAAAGGAUAUAUUAAAUCAAUCAUUAAAAGAUAUAAAAAUAAAAAUGUUAAGAAAACUUGGUGUUUCGUAUAGUAGGUUACCACCUAUUAUAAAACAUACAGAAGGGAAAUGUGCUAUCAAAGAUAUAAUUAUAAGUAUAUCAUCAAAGGAAUUAGCACAACGUAUGGCAAUCAUGUUUACAAAAUGGUUAGCUCCUGAUGAAUAUGGAGCAGUUGUUGAUUAUGAAAAUAACGUAGAAUUAAAUGUAUUAUGUUCAGGUGCUCCUAUACUUAUACAACAGUGGAAAUAUUAUCAAAACAUGUUAGGGUUUGAAGAAGAUAAAGAUCAUGCAUAUUUAGGAUUAAUAGAUGAAUUAUUAGUUAUGAAUAAAAGAUAUAGUCAAAACAAAGACUAUGUUGAAACAUUAGAAAAAAUAAAAAAAUCUAAAGUUUUUAAGCAUUGUACAAAAAUUAUGAGAAUUGGUGGUAAGGUAUCAUCUGUACCUUUUAAUUAUGAAAAUGUAAAGAAACCAAGUUCAUCUAUUAUCGGUUCAUUGGGGAAUUUAAUUAAAGCUAAUAUUAGUACAUAUUAUAAGGCAACAGCUCAAAGAAUUAAUUCUUACUUUCAUUAUACUGAGAAAAAAAGUAAAAAAUCAAGCCCCUUGAAAAUUAUCUCAGUUUGUACUCUUCUACAUCUAACAGAUAUGUUAUAUAAAUGUUCAGAUGAAAAUUCUAAUGGAGUAAUGGAUUUAUAUAACUUACAACUUAAUACUUUAAAUAUGAAAGGUAAAAUGGUAUUACAGUAUUUAGUGCACUUGAAAUUCUUAACUCAGGAAAAAAAAAAUCAACUUAAGGAGAUAUGCGAACCCCAAAACGGACUAAUAGACGAAACAUUAACAAAGAUGUUAAUUCUACUAUCAACGGAUUCUCAUGAAUUAUUAUCACAUGAAUUAGAAAAUAAAGGAUUUGACGAAGAUUAUAUUCAAGACGAAAUAAAGAAUAUCAACGAAAGUGAUAACAAUAUUAGAGAUAAAGAAGAAGACGAUGCUGAAAAGAUGAUUUUUGAUGAUUUAUAA
Molecule: messenger RNA, 3606 nt
Organism: Plasmodium falciparum 3D7
Lineage: Eukaryota; Apicomplexa; Aconoidasida; Haemosporida; Plasmodiidae
Gene: RON4
Product: rhoptry neck protein 4
Source: RefSeq, a predicted model, not a curated record